AUACUGCCCCCUAUCCCAAUGAAGUUAAACAUAAUUCUUGUGACUGUUUUGCGUGUUUUGCACUUUUGCCUAAAUAAAGUGCGCGCCUGUUCACAAAUCUCUGCUCUCCUGCACCUGACUUCACUACCAGUACGCACACAUCUGACAGUUUGGUCCAGGUGCCUCCCCAAAAGGCUGUUGGCGGUCGUUUUAUAAACUGCCUAUUUAUAAGAGGACAGCUGACCUCCAAUGGAGGAUAAUACAUGGAGCUAUAACCACCAAUAUGCAUCUGGUACACCUGGAGCCUACUGUUGGGGAGGGGUGUCCACCUGUGAGUCCCAGGUUGGUCAGGAUGAUUGACCUGAUCACUAGCUGGUUCUCAGCUAUGGGAGAGGUUCUCUCUUCCCAACAGUUUAUAUUUGGGCCAAAGUACAGGUUUAGUCGAAGGGGUUUAGUUCUCUUACUUAACUUUGUAAAUUAGCAAUUUGGAAGACACGAAAGAACAGUAUUCGGGGACAGGGGUCUGGGGACGUGGUGGGCAUGUUGGAGGGGAUGUUGGCAGCGCGACUGAGGGUUGAGUUUUCCUAUUACAAACUGGUUAAUAACAUUGGGCUGUUUAUGAGCAUAUGGGGUAUUCAGAGGUUGUUUUGUUUAGUUACUGUGGAGGAAGAUUUGGUGUUGUUUUUAAUUUAUGUUUAACCAUGUUUUUGUUGAUUUGAGUGUUUAUUGUGUUGGUUCCCAGACAGUACAAUGCAAUGAGGAUAAAUAAUAUUAUAAAAAAUAAAAAGAGAGAAUGGCUAAUAAAUAAACAACUAAAUGUACAUGGAUGAUGGUUACGCUGUUACUUGUAAGUUAUAUACAAUGUAAAUACUUCAAGGAAUUAUUGGUCAUGAGUGGUUUCUCUUUCCUCUCUCCCUUUUCCUCUUGAUCUUUCUCCUCACUCUCUCUUUCUCAUCUGCCUCUCUCCCUCUGUGUUAUCCCCUGGCUCCCCUCCCCUCCGCACCACCAAAACCCGAUAUGUUCAGUGAGAGACAGAUUCGCUCCUGCAUCGGCAUAAUUCACUGUGGAGAGGCCAGCCCUUAGUCCGUCCUGAGGAGGCUUCUUCCGCAACUGCUUUAUUGGAUUGUGUCCCACUGUGGAUCAGACAAGUGUUCUGUGGGGCGCUGGAGAACACUGCCUCUAGCCACGGGAUGUGUGUUCCCUCAGCCCAAAGAAAGACAGGUAGCAGCAGCCAGAGUCACCCCACAGCGAGAAACUAGCUUCAUUGAGAAAAUGAAGAAAACGGUGUUUGGCUUGGGGAAUAAAACAUAUGAGCACUUCAAUGCAAUGGGAAAGUAUACUGACAAGAAACUGGAAGAGCUGGGUGGCAGGAAGAUCUAUGACCUGGGAAUGGGAGACGAUGAUGGCACCCUUGAGGAAGACUUUAUAUCAUGGAAGGAGCAGUUCUGGCCUGCUGUGUGUGAACACUUUGGGGUGGAGGCCACAGGAGAUAACACCAGUUAAUAGCUAUACGAGUUGGUGUUUCCAACUGACAUCAACAUGAAUAAGGUGUAUACUGGGGAGAUGGGUCGCCUGAGCUUUGAGACCCAGAAACCGCCUUUUGAUGCUAAGAACCCCUCCUUGGCCACGGUAGUGGUUAACCGCCAGCUGAACCAAGCCGGCGACCGACAUCUGACGCAUCUAGAGCUGGACAUCUCAGGCUCCCAAAUCAGAUAUGACUCUGGAGACCACGUUGCUGUUUACCCCAUUAAUGACGUGUCAAUAGUGAACAGAAUAGGCCAGAUCCUGGAUGCCGACCUGGACACUGUUAUCUCUCUCAACAACCUUGAAAAGGAGUCCAAUAAGAAGCACCCGUUCCCGUGUCCGACAACGUACCGCACGGCUCUGACCCACUAUUUGGACAUCACCAACCCCCCUCGCACCAACGUCCUGUUUGAGCUGGCCCAGUACUCCACCGACCCCAAGGACCAGGACAUCCUGCGCAAGAUGGCCUCCGCCUCCCCCGAGGGCAAGGGUCUGUACCAGCGCUGGGUGCUGAACAUCCUGGCUGUGUUGGAGGACAUGCCGUCCCUCCACCCUACCAUAGACCACCUGUGUGAGCUGCUGCCCCGCCUACAGGCUCGCUACUACUCCAUCGCCUCCUCUGGCGAGUUGAGACCCACUAUGGUGAGCAUCUGUGCGGUGGUGGUGGAGUUCCAGACCAGUACAGGGCGGAGCUUCAAGGGAGUGGCCACCAACUGGCUGAAGAACAAGUUGGUGGUGACGGACAACGUCCGCAAGUCCCAGUUCCGGCUGCCCUUCAAGGCCAGCAACCCGGUGGUGAUGAUUGGGCCCGGCACAGGCAUCGCCCCCUUCAUGGGCUUCCUCCAGGAGAGAGGCUGGAUGAAGGAGCAAGGGAAGGAUGUCGGCGAGACGAUACUGUACUUCGGCUGUCGCCACAGAUAUCAGGACUUCAUGUACCAGCAGGAACUGGAAGAGUUGGGGAAGGUGGGCGUGCUGAUUCAGCUCAACGUGGCCUUCUCCAGAGACCAAGAGGAGAAGAGAUAUGUGAAAAACACCUUGAGGAUUGAUUCUAAACAACUGUGGCGAAAUCUGCACGGAGAUGGCUGCCACUUGUCUUUUCCUAGGGAUGCUCGGAACAUGGCGCGGGACGUGCAGAAUGCCUUCUAUGACAUUGCUGAGGAGGUGGGAGGCCUCACCACACAGGCUGUGGCUUACAUCAAGAAGCUGAUGACAAAGGGCUGCUACUCUCAGGACGUGUGGAGCUAAAGAAGAUGAAGCUAAUGUUACAUCACACACUCACAAAUCCCUAUGUUAACCUAUUUAAUUCUGGUGGAGGGUGAGUGGUAACGGUGAACUGUUUUAGAAGGUCAGCACAUAAUCACUAAAUGGAAAGACGUAUGGAUGAAUGUUUGUUGUACUUAUUGUUUUGGUGUGUAAUCUUACUGACAGCAUUUUGUGGAGGCUCGUGCUGAGAGGUAGUGCAAUUCAUUCAAGAUUUGUUGGGAAUGGUCUCAUACUCCAAAUUGACCCCUAACCCCCAGUCCUUUCAUGUACACUGAACCAAAAUAUAAAUGCAACAUGUAAAGUGUUGGUCCCAUGUUUCAUGAGCUGAAAUAAAAUAUCACAAAUGUUCCAUACACACAAAAAGCUUAUU
Molecule: messenger RNA, 3136 nt
Organism: Oncorhynchus mykiss (rainbow trout)
Lineage: Eukaryota; Metazoa; Chordata; Actinopteri; Salmoniformes; Salmonidae
Source: RefSeq, a predicted model, not a curated record